AUGGACCUGGAUAUUCGCCACUACCUUUCCAAGGCGAAUGAGCAACAAGACUCUGGAGCUCUGCAGUCAGCCUACCAUUUAAUCAAGAAUAUGACAGCAGCUGUUACCAGCGGACGUACCCCACGCAUUGCCCAAGAGUUGUACGUCCUUUGCGCAGAAGCAGCUCUACAGCUAGGUUGUUUGGAGAUAAGCACAGCGUGUCUAAAGUUGUACUUUGAAGGGAAUCCGCCGGCUAAUCAAUUUUUGUGUCGAGCCUACCUCUGCCAGGGCCAGCUGAAGUCUCCGUCGGCCCCAGGGAGUGUGGAAAAGUUUGAAGAGGCUGUGCUAUAUUUUCUGAAAGCAAUUGAGAUUUCAAAACCUGAACCAAGAUACCAAUUCAUCGUUUUCAAUGCCUCAGUGCUGUAUUUCCAGACAGUGCGUCCUCUCCUGCGGCCAGGGCAGUGCCUCCACGUGAUCCCCUCCCUCAGACAGGUGGUCCAAAGUCUGGAGGAGGUGGCAGACCAGGACCACAGCUGGAGGGCUGAACUUAUGAUGCAUCUGAUCAAAUGUCUUGUUGACUCUGGGAAAAUGGAGGAUGCUGCAAGUUAUGCCAAAGUUACCGUAGAAUUCAUCAAGUCACAUACCCCGCAUCUUUAUCCAAGACUCUUCAAGUUACUGGUACAUCACAAGCUGAUAGAGGAUGAUGUCCUCAUUGAAAUGAGCAGGCAGAGCACUUCUUUAGCAAUCAUUUACAAAAUACAGGAAUUUAAAAACAGGCUGGAAGAAAUGAAUGAGGAUAAGUCAGCAAAAGAGGAGCUUGAGCAGAUUUUUCAUCUCUUGCUGGAUAGUACCAAAGUAUCCACUAUGCCUGUGAACUCCAGCCCUCUUCCGAGGCCAACACCCAUCCAAUCCGCUGACAGAGUUGCCUUCCUCCUGGAGCUGGCUCUGCUGGCCUUGCAAGUGAAGCAUCAGAAAGUAGCUGCCAACUGUUUGAAAGAGCUGAAGUCGGCGGGAGAGGCUAGUAUUGGCCAACACAUAAUAAUGGAAUGUGUCAACAGUGAAAUCAACCUCUUGAAGAGAGAGGCGGAGAUGAAUGACUAUUCCAAAGCCAGCGUGGAGGCCCGACUAAAGGAGAUAGGCAAGCUGGAUCAGUGGUUGCAGAUUGCAGUGAGGGAGGGGGACCCUCAGGCCAUGCAGGCAGUUUGUGCUACCCAGUGGAGCCUCUGCCUGCCCCUCUUGCAGCACAACCUCAGGAAACGCAUCAAGACACCUCUGCUUGGUGUGGCCCAAGUACUGGAAGACAUGCAAAGUAUGUUGCUGGAGAUGCGCUGUCAAGUCCACUCGGAGCUGGCAAUGAUUGAAGAGGAGGAGGGGCGCCUUGAGGCUUCUUUGACUCACCUCCAGAAAGCCAUGGUGCUGGAUAAUGGGACACAAGGAGAACGCCUGUCAUCAGCUUUGCGCCUCUUGCAGCUGAGAGGGAUCCUCCACCAAACGCCCUCCCGGACCGAGGAUAAAGCCGCAAUGCUUAUGCAGCAGGCCAGGGACAUGCAACCCCAAGAUAAGACAGACAAUCGUCCCAUCCUGAUUGCUGUGGGUCUCCUUUUGGCCCCUGAUGAAUUCCAGAUGGUGCUGGAUGCAGACAACACCUCCAAAAGCUGUCUUGGAUCUGGACCAGUGGCUCACCUCUCUGCUAAGGCUCAGCAUCACUCUACGUCUGUACUGAAGGUGGAUGGACACCUGGCCAGACAAGGAGAUGACACAGACAGCACAGAGAGGGUGAAGUUGUGGGCAACACUGGUGAAGGCAGCCAGGAAGCAGGAAGUUUGGGAUGUGUGCCGAGCUGCUUGUCGAUUCUGUUUGCUUUACGAUGAUGGGAGAUGGAAGAUUUCCAAGACUGACAAUUGUAGAUGCUCGGAGGAAGAAGGCUGUGCUGAAUGUUGCAAUGGAAGCCAAACCUGUGUGAGGGACUUGCUGCGCCUUUUAGCUGAAAUCCGCUUCAUCUGUGCUGAGACCACCGUCCAGAAGCUGCAAACAGAGGGGGUGCAGCUUAACAGUCCUGCUGUUCCUGCAGUGGAAAGAGAGGUGUGUGUGUCUGAAGAGGAUCCACACUGGGUUGUUUACAGAGACUGGAUCCAGGCUCUGUCUGCCUACGCCACCUCCAACUUCUUGCGGGCAGCGGAGCUCGGGGCAGAGAUCAGGGAGCCGUGGGUGGUAGCAAAUGCAGCCAUUUACCUGUGGAACUACAGCAGCCACUUGUUGGCAGCUGGGGAGUACCCACGCCUGCUUCCUACCUUCCAUAGUCUAAUGGAAAUGAUCCGAAAGACAGACUACACUGGGAAUCGUGCUUUGUUUGUGCUGCUGUGUGAUGCUGUGGCCCGGGGGUUGAUCCAGCCUCUGUGUGGACUAGACUGCAUCGAGCCAGCACCGCCAGGAGACAAGGGCAAAAACAGAGCUGAGAAGGGGAUGGAGAAGUCUACCAAUGUCCAUGGGAUUCUCUUAGACCCUGCUGCCCUGCAGGAUGUCCACAAGGCACUAGAGCUGUGUGACCAUGCCCUACGCAUAUCCAACUCCAGCUUCCCAGGAGAGACUGUCCCCAUCGCAGCAAGGAAACAGGUGGUGGCCACAUGGGUGCAGAUCAAGAGGCUCUUGCAACAGCAAAUUGGCUCAAAGAUGGACACUGAAGAUGAGUGUGAGAAUGCGCAAGUGUCUGCGAUGACGCGUGUGCUGGUUGGAGUGGAGAUGCUCCAUUGCAAUAGGAACCCGAGGCAUAUGGAGUUCUCUGUUCCUAGUCUUUCCACACUGGUGAGGAUGGCGUCUGAAUGCAGCUGGACUGACGCCGUGGUGGAGUUGCAGGUGUGGUGCCAGCUGGCUGCCUUCUGCCACCAUGCCAAGGAACACAGCUUGGUGUUGUGCUGCACAGAGAGUGCUCUGCAGCUGGAAGAAGCAGCAGCAAAGAGCCUCAAGACCAUGCCCUGUGUUUUCUAUGGCCAGAACGCAGUAAAUGAGAUGCUGAGUAGUGCCACUUGUUUGAGGGCUCUGAGUUUAGUCCACAAGUCCAACGGAGACCUGCACACUUACAGAGAGGCUAUGAAGGUGCUUCUGUCCAGUGUCAGCUAUGCAGAAAAGGCUGAGAAUCCAGCAUUGUGUCUUGCAGCUGUCAGGCAUUACUGGAACACUUGUCUACCCCUGACACAGACUCCUGAGGAAAGAUGGCAGCUCCAAGAACCUCUGGAGAAGAUCCUGACUGCUCUGGAUAGUACAAACACUACACAUGCAAAUAAACAGGGCGAAGUGAAAGGCUUGCUGACCUUGACACGACUGCCUCUUGGGAGUUCUAAACAUGAAGCCGCAGAUGAAGAGGGCCUGACUCUGAGAGCAGCAAUUUGCAGUUUGUUGCUCCGCAUCCAAACUGAUAAAGCAGACUGGAAAAGUGCUCUGCAGCUCCUGGACCAAGUUAUUAGAGACAUGCCUCGAACGAGACACCGACUACCUCUGCUGAAACACAGAAUACUGGUGAAAGCACGACUGGGGGAAAGUGUACUGAUGGACAUGCAGAACUUACAAGAUGAAGGAGAGCAGUGCUGUUCAUUUAUGUGGCACCAGGUGGCACUGUGUUCUGGCAGUAUAACCCAACAGCUCACCUGCUACCAGAAAUCCAUCACCUCUCUGUUGAGUGUAGAGACUCAGCGGCAAAAGGUCGGCCUUCUGCUAGAGUUUGGAGAGUGGCUGUACUGUCACAACUUCCCCAAAGCUGAUGCCCAACACCAGAUUCAGUGGGCCGUGGACAUCCUUCUACACAUGGAAACAGAACAGGCAGACAGAGCAGAGGAUGAGUCCAAACAGAGUGCUUUGAGCUCAGUGAAAUGCGAGUCCUUGGUCGGAGUACAGGACUUGUUAUUCAAACAAAGUUUGUCUAAUCUGAAGGAGGUGUGGCGCCUUGACAGUCUUGUACGAGCUCACACUCUGUUCGCUGUCAUGGCGGACAAGACUUCACCUGAGCGCCAGCUUAACCUGCUCAGAGCCUACACCUUUGUACUUCAAAUAUGGCAGGUGUCCAUGUCAGUGGCUUAUGAGAUUUCCAGUGAGAUGGGAAGGAGUCAGCCACUGCAGCCUCCUCCCUCUGCUGAAUCCAAAAAAGGCAAAGACAAGACCAAAGGCAAAAAAGUGAAAGAUCUUCCCCCAACAGAUGAGAGACCUAAACCUGUUGUUUUGGAUCAGGCACUUCCUUCCACCCCAAAGGACUGGGCUCGCUAUGUCUGUCCUGACCAGGCCCGGCAGAUCUUCAGGACCAACAGUAACCCCCACUGUAUCAAUACACACAGCAUUACAAAGCAGAGCCUGUUUUAUCUCAAUCUGCUGGAAAAAGAGCUUCACUUACUCUCAUUCGACCACCUGACCCUGCCUGUACUGCAUCUAGCUGAGACCAUUGCUCAUGACCUUUUGGAUAGGAGGAGUCUGUCCGAUCUCUACCGACUUAGAAUUGUGAGGACCUGCUGUCAGCUGGGUUUGGAGACACAUUCACCGUAUCAGGAGACACUCCUGAACCUGUGUAGAAUCCAAGAACAAGAACAGAUGGGGUGCUACAAAGCAAUUGCUUUUUCACGGGAGAUGAGAGGCCUUCACAAAGCUUACAAUCAGGAAGUAAUGAUGGAUGAAAAGGCUGGGGCAGGGCAACAGAGCAUGCAUGUGUGUACUCAGUAUGUUUGGCUGGACAAAGCUGAGGUUUGCCUCAGCAUGGGACUCUAUCAACCCACCAGGCAGCUCCUGGCAGAGGCCCACUGGGUGGCUGUGGAGCUUGGAGACCAGAAAGCAAGGGCAAGAAGUUUGCUCGGUCUGGCCAGUCUGGCUUGUGAAGAGCAGAACUAUGCCCAGGCUCUGAUCCUGCUGGACAAAGCCCAAGCCCUGGGUGGGGAUGAGGAGUUCUGGUACCAGCUCACCCUCACCAAGGUCAGAGCUGUUGUAGGCCAGAGAGACCAAGAUGCUCACACCAAGGCUGAUCAGAUUAUAAAACAAGGCUGUGAGGCUCUGAAGCUGGUUCUGGAGCAGCGAGUUAACCGAGUCCCAGAACUCACAUUCUUGAUCACCUCAUUAGAGAUGAGAGGAGCCACUGAAUGUAUUCGUGCCCUUGGUGGUGGUGAUCCUGGAGAAACUCUCAGCACCGGGACAGUCCAGAGGCUAAUGGCUGCCUGUGAUACCCUCAGAGAGUGUGCCAGUGGUUUCACUCAACUCAACUAUAGAGAACACGCAGCAGAGGCUCAUGUAGAGUAUGCACAUGCUCUCAGAAUCCUAGCCAACCACACUACUUAUACAGAGGACAAACAGCGCUUCCUGCUCAAUGGUCUCUCCCAAAUGCAGCUCGCUGUUACAGAGCAGGAGCAUGUGGUGUUGAAUGCUCAGAGGCUGCUCCCCUCACAGGAGGAGGGUCAUGGACUGUCACUGGCAGCCAUGCGGAGGCUGUUGCGCCUGCGACUGGCCCUGGCAGAAAGUUGUCUGGCCAUGCUGGAGGAGUACUGUGCUGAGGAGAAACGCCAAGCCCUGGCCCGGGAGAGGAAGACCUCUGCUGAGAUAGCAGUGGAAGAGUUUACACGCUGCACACCUGAGCCAAACUCUAUAGAACAGGAAUGGGCGUGUCUGGGCAGUACCUUGGGGCAGGUGGCUCUGGGCCAGUUGGCUGCAGUCAGUUCUUACUCCCUGGACAACAUGGAGACCAGAGCUUGCUGCCUGAGCCUGAUGGGAAAGUACCUCAGACUGCUGGCUGUGAGGGAGGACCCUGUUUAUUUGUGUGCUCUCUGGGACAGGCACAGACAGAAGGGGGCCUGGUCUGACCCUAAAGCUGUUUCUGUGGAGGAGGAGGAUUCAGAGAAAGAGAAAGACAGAGGAUCAAGCAGAAGAGAGCCGCAGGUGACCUCUGCCAAAAGUGCUGAUCUGCAGCAGCAGAAGAGGCAUAGAGCUAAGCAGCUGUUGGCACAGGCCAGUAAGGCACUGACUGAGGCAAUCAACCUGAGUCUCCAACACAAGCUGCCCUCCUCCAUCAUCGCUGAUGCCGCUCUCAACAUGUUGGAGUGUCAUGGCCAGUCUGACCCUGCAUUGGCAGGCCAAUAUCUUGCCCUGUUUCAGAGCUGCUGCACUGUUGCUACGAUGGCUGAGGUCCUAAGUUCUGCCUGUACUUCCACCAGUGUGUCCCAGCUUUCUGCCCUGCUCAACUUACACAGGAAAUUGCUCGUCUCUCAGGUGGAGAGGCCCAGCAGCAUGCUGAAGGGAGUGGAUGACUCCCUCAGUAGCCUCUCCAAGGCUUUCAGCCACCUGACCAUCUGUCCUAGCCACCUAAACAUCCUUGCAGAGCUUCCGCCCAACAUGAAGAUCCUGCUGCUCCAGCACUCUGAAGAUGGGUCAGAACUUUAUGGGGCCUUCUAUGAGAUGACCAAAGCUCCACAUCAAAAGGGAAAGACUACGCAAGUUACAGGCACCCUGGCGUGCUCUAGGGUGGCCAAGGUUUCGGUCUGCCCGCAGGCUCUGCUGGCACUGAGGGAGCAAAUUCGGGCCUUUGGCCAGGAGACUAGACAUGCCCUCCUCAAGGAAGCCUGUUGGCACGGAGCUGAGGAGAGGCUGGAGGCCUCUGAGGAGCAUCAAGUUUUUCCGCGUCAAACUGCUGCAGAUGAAAUGUUAGCAGCUUGCUUCAGAGAAAUUGUGCAAGAUAUGGAAGACUAUUUGAAUCCACUUCUCACAGAAUUUGAUUUCUCUUGCUUGAGGCGCUGGGAUGCAUCACCAGCAGUCCCUGAAAUGACCAAAACCAAAGAUAAAGAAGAGAAAGGGAGCUCAGCUAAAGUUAAGUUACCAGCUGAACCAGGGGAGUAUGUGGUGGUGCUGGCAGACAGAAAGUUGCUGGAGUUGCCGCUGGAAGCCUUGUCUAUCCUGCAGGAGGAAGGCUUGAGUUCUGUGUCACGAGACUUCUCCCUCCAGCUUCUCCACAGUCGCCUGAACAGAGAAGAACUGGAGAAAGUUGAAAGUGACAACAAAAAGGAGACCAAAGGUGGCAAAGGAACUAAGGGGAAGGGAGAUCAAAGCCAAGCCAUCAAAGUGGCACCUGUGAAUCGUGUGUUGCCUUCUAACACCUUCCCAGUGGACGCACGUAACUUCAAAUAUAUUGUUGACCCUCACAAUGAAGGCAAGUGUGGCAUAGAGGGGACGAGUCUGAGUGUGAGGAUGAAGGAGAUUUUGGAAACCCACAGCCAGCAUUUUACCCACCUGUGGGAGGGCUUCAUGGGCAGCAAACAAAGAGCCAGCCUGUCCGAGAUGGAGCAGCUGCUGUGCAGAUGCAGUGCAUUCAUUUACCUGGGGAUGGAGCGCUUCAUGGCAAACAUUCCACCUGGCAAACUGGCAGCCCUCAAUCUGUCUGAGUGUCGCAUGGCUCUGCUCUUUGACCUGGUUCAGAACAACGCCAGUGUUCUCCGCCAGUCAGACUCCGACAUGCACAAGAGUGCAGGACAGUGUGCCCUGGAGAAACCCCUGGAGACUGCUCUGCUGUUGAGUUUGGGUGGUGUCGGCUGUAUUGUCCUCAACCAGUGGCACAGCAGCCUCCGACAGAACACACACAAUAUGGCCAAUGUUCUAGACAAUCUACUGAGGGUGAGACAGACCUGUGGUCAGACCAUCCAUGGCCUGAGGAGAGGGGACAGCUCAGAGAUACCACAUCACAAGCUCACAGGAUCAUAUGAUCAAGUGCUCAGUGUCUCAAAGGAAGACGAUGUUCACGGCAAAACGACUCUCACACCGUCAGCCUUCAACUGCAUUCUUUAUGGACUCCCUAACCUAAUUGUCACAUAAUAUACAGUAUAUCGUC
Molecule: messenger RNA, 7819 nt
Organism: Chelmon rostratus (copperband butterflyfish)
Lineage: Eukaryota; Metazoa; Chordata; Actinopteri; Chaetodontiformes; Chaetodontidae
Product: cilia- and flagella-associated protein 46
Exons: 59
Coding region: 1-7803 (2600 amino acids)
Biological process (GO): axoneme assembly; cilium movement involved in cell motility
Source: RefSeq, a predicted model, not a curated record